This is a messenger RNA of Carcharodon carcharias (great white shark), 423 nucleotides long. Its product is annotated as testis-specific serine/threonine-protein kinase 4-like. The transcript has a single exon. The record is from RefSeq and is a predicted model, not a curated record. Bases 1 to 423 code for a protein of 140 amino acids. Gene Ontology annotation, biological process: protein phosphorylation. Lineage: Eukaryota; Metazoa; Chordata; Chondrichthyes; Lamniformes; Lamnidae. Gene Ontology annotation, molecular function: protein kinase activity; ATP binding.
AUGGCCAACUCGCAAGCCACGAUGGUGUCCACCGUCUUGGAGAAGCACGGCUACCAGCUGAUCCGCCAGCUCGGCAAAGGGGCCUACGCCACGGUCUGGGAGGCCUACUUCAAGACGUGGCAGACGACCGUGGCCAUCAAGGUGCUGCAGAAGGAGAAGGCCGAGGGACGGUUCCUCACCAAGUUCCUGCCCCGCGAGAUCCAGGUCUGGAAGUCCCUCAAGCACCCGAACAUCAUCAACUUCUACCAGUCCAUCGAGACCACCAACCGGGUCUACAUCAUGCUGGAGCUGGCGCCGGGGGGCGAGGUCCUGGACACGAUCCGCUUGAAUGGGGCAUGCGAUGAGGAGAUGUCGGGCAAAUGGUUCGAGCAGCUGUGCCAGGGGAUGGCCUACAUCCACAGCAAGGGGAUGGUGCACAGGUGA